GUGACCAGCAGGGGGCGCGCGCCCCUUAGCCGGCGCCGCUGCUCUGGGGCGGGGCGGGAGAGGUCCGCGUGCGCGGAGGGAUCUGGCGGCCGAAAAAUGGAUGAUGAUGAUGAUGACGUUCCCCAGCUUUCAUCCCAUACAUUGGCUGCCCUCCAGGAGUUUUAUUUGGAACAGAAGCAGAGAGAGGGCAUGAAGACCUCCCAAGGGUUUAAUCAAUAUUCCAUUGGCUCAAUAGAGGAAGACUGGCAACUGAGCCAGUUUUGGUACAGCGAUGAGACUGCUUCGUGCCUGGCUAAUGAAGUGGUUGUGGCAGCUGGGAAAGGUGGCAGGAUAGCGUGUGUUAGUGCACCAAGUGUGUACCAGAAACUGAAAGAACAGGAUGGUAAAGAUUUUUCAGUGUGUAUACUGGAGUACGACAGAAGGUUUUCUGUAUAUGGAGAAGAAUUUAUCUUCUAUGAUUACAACCACCCUUUGAACUUACCCGAAAAUCUCCUGCCACACAGUUUUGACAUUGUAAUAGCAGAUCCACCCUAUUUGUCUGAAGAAUGUCUUCAAAAAACUGCAGAGACCAUCAAAUACUUAACAAAAGGAAAGAUUCUGCUUUGUACAGGUGCAAUCAUGGAGGAACAGGCAGCAAAGCAUCUUGGUGUGAAGAUAUGCAAGUUUAUUCCAAAACACUUGCGAAAUUUAGCCAAUGAAUUUCGAUGUUACGUGAACUAUACUUCUGGACUGGACUGAUUCUCAUAAGAAGAUCUACAAGUUUUUCGCUCAAGCUCCUUUUUGAUCAAUGAAUACACAUUUUUCAAUGCUGAAAUAUUCAGCUCCGAGUACUGUUUUCUGAGCUAGCUUUAAUCAACACAGUGUGAUAGCCUUUCUUUUAAAUGUGUAAGCAUUUGCAGUCACUGUUUUGUAUCUUACCUAUUAGGUAAAUGGGGACCAAACAAUGCGGGUGCUGGAUGAUGGGAACUUCUCUGUUAGAGUUUCGUUCUAACUGGUAGUUUUUACCGUUCAAGGACUCUUCAGUGACCUCUCUGAAGUGGUCUUAGCUGGUUAGCUUGUAACAACACAUAGGUGCUUGCCUCACAGACAUCGGGAUCAUCAUUGCAUCAGAACUGAUGACUUGGUAGCUAGUGGAUGGUUGAAGGAGCAUGAAUACUGGUCUCCUUUCAAUCUUGGGAGAUGAUCCCUUAGUAAAAGGACCGAGAGAUGUUUGUUCUCAAUGUGUCAUGUGCUUUCAGACUCAUUAUCCAGCAGGCUGAUGUUUUUAUAAAGGAUAACUAGAAGAGAAAAUAGGUCUCCUUCUGGGGAGGCCUCUCCAGUUGCUUUUAAUAAUAAUCAGAACAACCUAAGAGUUGCCAAGUAGGAUAAGACCUCUAUCCACUAUUGUUGCCAGACUGGCUUUUUAAAAACUUGUGGUUAUUAUUUCACCUUUUCUGUAAAGCCCAGACUUUCUUCUUGUGAGAAAGAUUUAUUUUGUCAUCACUUACCACCAUCUAAACUUGUGUACACAUGUAUGCAGUACUAGAGAAAAAGUAAUCUAAGUUGUUAAAUGUCUCUUUGCAGAAGUAUGGUGUAUUUAUUUUGUGAUGUUUAUGUGUUAGCACAAAAAAGUCAUGAGCUUUUAAAAGACCACACAACUAGGUUGUUCUAUUUACUAGUUAAACUGAUCUCCAGAGGUGGUAUAAACCUGAUGUCUCCUUGAAAAAAAGCACAAUAAGGACUUCCCCAUUAGAGAGAGUUUUAGUUUCAUGAAGAAUCUCAUGCAUUAGUCAGGCCAAAUCACCUGGAAUACAAAGUAAUUACUAAGUAAAAAUGUAACACAUCAGCCAGUCCUUCUGUUAGUGCUUCAGACUGUGUUCAUGGGCUCUCACUUGGAGUUGCUGUUGGUUAUGAGAUACUUCUGUAGUGAUAUGACCCAUACAUGUUAGUCCCUUAAGUCUUGAAUCAUAAUGGAUUUGAUUAAAUAUAGUGCCUGCUUUUUAGUAGAUUUCAAUAUCAAGUUAAAGAUGAUUUACAGGUAUGUCAAGUUUGUAGUUACAAGAAUAGUCCUUUUUUUCCAAUUUCCCGGUUUUAUCUUUGCCUGCUGACCCACAGACAGCAGCAGAGCAGAAGUAUCAUCUUAGAAAUUGUUGAAUCUUACAAAGCCACUGAGGUAUAACAUAAGGUAUUGAUAAACUCCUGCUGUUUCUAAUAGACAAAUGUUAAAUUUUAUAUACAAGGUUUGGGCUAUAUUUCAAUCAAAAUAGAUGACACAUCAGAAAACUUUGCUUUGGGAUAGCAGAGAUUUUUGGUAACUGGGAAUCUUUAAAGCCAGUUUGACUAACCUUUUGACUACACUACUAAUAUAUUUUUGGUUGAAAGCUGGUUGCUAAAUUCCAAGGCACUCAGCAGUUUUCUCAGAUAUAAAUAUACUAUACACAACAUAAGUACUUGUUCUUAUAUGCUGUAUUUAUAUAUUGGGAUUGUAUAAAAGGCUAACAGAAAUGAAGCACCUAAGUUUAAGAAAUUUAUUUUGUGGUGGGGAUAAACCUAAUUAAGCUUGUGAGACAAAAUUUUAGUGAGGUAGAGAUAAUACUCAUGUUUCUGUGCAUUUCUGCUGUCUGGAUGGAGAUUUUCCCAUUUGAUGGAGUAAACGAAUGAGCAGGAAUAAAACAGAUGGAAUAUAA
Tyto alba (common barn owl) is the source of this 2666-nucleotide messenger RNA. RefSeq names its product EEF1A lysine methyltransferase 1 (gene EEF1AKMT1). The transcript has 5 exons. The record is from RefSeq and is a predicted model, not a curated record. Gene Ontology annotation, molecular function: nucleic acid binding; protein-lysine N-methyltransferase activity. The coding region runs from base 97 to 738 and encodes 213 amino acids. Gene Ontology annotation, biological process: methylation. NCBI's taxonomy places the organism in Eukaryota, Metazoa, Chordata, Aves, Strigiformes, Tytonidae.